ACCCCCAACCCUUUUGCACGCUCGCUCCAGCUGCUGUGGAGGCUGAAGAGGUCUAAGGCAGCAGAAACUCGAAGGCCAGACUAGUCUGUCCGAGGGAAAAGGAACACGAUUAGUACCAGAUCUCCGUUCCCUGCAGAACCCUGACAAUUGGACAGGUGACCUCCUCCAGAAUAGAUGGAGAGUCUCCAGAGACGGAGGCUUUAGUGGACAAAAUUCGCAAUAACCAGCUCCAGAUCCUGAAAAGGAGGGCGAAGAAUCAGAGACUGAAGCUAACCACUUCGUACCCACAUUUCAUCCUCCCAACCCUUCCACUCCUGGUCACCAUGUCUGCGGGCAACAGCACUCCUUGGAAGUCAGCAGCGGGGGAGGAUGUCUGGGCGGGAUCAGGAGUGGAGGUGGAGGGCUCAGACCUGCCCACCUUCUCAGCUGCAGCCAAGGUCCGAGUGGGAGUGACCAUUGUGCUGUUUGUUUCUUCGGCUGGAGGGAACCUGGCCGUGCUGUGGUCCGUGACACGGCCGCAACCCAGCCAGCUCCGCUCCUCUCCAGUGCGGCGACUCUUUGCCCAUUUAGCAGUUGCCGACUUACUGGUCACUUUUGUGGUUAUGCCCCUAGAUGCCACAUGGAAUAUCACUGUUCAAUGGCUGGCCGGGGACAUCGCAUGUCGGACACUCAUGUUUCUGAAACUAAUGGCCAUGUAUGCUGCAGCUUUCCUACCGGUAGUCAUUGGGCUCGACCGCCAGGCAGCAGUACUCCAUCCGCUUGGGCCCCGCUCGGGUGGAAGGAAACUUCUGGGAGCAGCCUGGGGACUUAGUUUCCUGCUUGCCUUGCCCCAGCUGUUCCUGUUCCAUACUGUCCGCCGAGCUGGUCCAGUCCCCUUCACUCAGUGUGUCACCAAAGGCAGUUUCAAGGCUCAAUGGCAAGAGACCACCUAUAACCUCUUCACCUUCUGCUGCCUCUUUCUGCUGCCGCUGACUGCCAUGGCCAUCUGCUAUAGCCGCAUUGUUCUCAGUGUGUCUAGUUCCCGGACAAGGAAGGGGAGCCAUGCCCCUGCUGGUGAAUACACCCUCCGCCGCUCCUUAGACAAUCGCCCCCGUGUUCGUCUCCGGGCCCUGCGACUGGCCCUGCUUGUCUUGUUGACCUUCGUCCUCUGCUGGACACCUUAUUACCUACUGGGUCUGUGGUACUGGUUCUCCCCUGCCAUGCUAACUGAAGUCCCUUCCAGCCUCAGCCACAUCCUUUUCCUCUUUGGCCUCCUCAAUGCUCCUCUGGAUCCUCUCCUCUAUGGAGCCUUCACCCUUGGCUGCCGAAGAGGGCACCAAGAACUUAGUAUAGACUCCUCGAGGGAAGGAGGGUCUGGGCGAAUGCCCCAUCAGGAGAUUCAAGCCUGGAGACAGCCGGAAGCACAAACAAAUGUGACAUCAAGGAGGGCAACAGAAACAAAAGAGACAUUCCUAUAACAUCCAUUUGCUCACAACAGAGUAUACAGGAACAGAAUAAUUUUUCUCUAAUACCAUAAGAACUCUCACUAUUAUCCCUGCUCUCUUAGCUUCCAAGACAAAGAAAUACUGAGUAGUGUCUCUACUUAAAUCCUACAUGAGACUUGAGACUAUGUCUAACAAAGAAACUCACAUAACCAGCCUGGGUAACACAGCAAGAUCCUGUCUCUACAAAAAAAUCUAAAAAUUAGCCA
Carlito syrichta (Philippine tarsier) is the source of this 1690-nucleotide messenger RNA. It is a transcript of the gene GNRHR2, whose product is annotated as gonadotropin-releasing hormone II receptor. Gene Ontology annotation, cellular component: membrane. The transcript is spliced from 3 exons. Gene Ontology annotation, molecular function: gonadotropin-releasing hormone receptor activity; peptide binding. The record is from RefSeq and is a predicted model, not a curated record. Gene Ontology annotation, biological process: G protein-coupled receptor signaling pathway. NCBI's taxonomy places the organism in Eukaryota, Metazoa, Chordata, Mammalia, Primates, Tarsiidae. The coding region runs from base 324 to 1457 and encodes 377 amino acids.